Rhinichthys klamathensis goyatoka is the source of this 810-nucleotide messenger RNA. Its product is annotated as TPA-induced transmembrane protein. The record is from RefSeq and is a predicted model, not a curated record. NCBI's taxonomy places the organism in Eukaryota, Metazoa, Chordata, Actinopteri, Cypriniformes, Leuciscidae. The transcript is spliced from 6 exons. Bases 114 to 560 code for a protein of 148 amino acids.
AUGGAGUUGAUGGCGAAACUGACUCACAAACUGAAACCUCAAGGUGGCGAAGGGAGUUGCAGAGCCUGAAGACAGAACUGAAUGAGCUGGUGGUGUGGAAACUCAAACUAUGGAUGGUGAUACUUCUCGUCUUAUCAGUCAUCGCUCUGGUUAUUGGGAUCUCAUUCAUUGUGUGUGCAGUUAGUGAUGACGAUGGGGAUGAAAAUUAUGAUAAAUCAUCAUUUGUGGUGAAGCGCUUCUUCAGAGGGUAUUUUACUGUGGACAACAGCAGUUUCACUUCAGACCAAGAGACACUGCAGCUGGAACAGCAGCUAACAGACGUCUACAGUUCUUCUCCUGCGUUGGAACGGUACUUCUCCAAUGUCACCAUAAACCAUCUCCAGGACACUACAGCCCAGUUUAAGCUACAGUUCAUGAUGCCUUCAGAUCACGAGGAGUUGGUACGCUACACUCUGAGCCUAAAGAUGGUUAAAAAUGUGCUUUUCCAACACUUGUAUGAUCAGGACCCUGGAGACCCCUUCUAUAUCAUACCAUCGACACUCAGCAUGGAAGUUGAGUAGAUGAGUAGGACUUCAACUACAAGAUUUGUUUUUGUUUUUCCUGAGCAAAUGUGUGAAGUUGAACCACUGCAACCCUCAUCAGAAAACAAAACAUUCCACACACACAUUAUUCACUUGAUUGACUUUUGGACUCUUUAACAGAUCUGUUAAUAAUAAUGAUUACCCAUCAGUAAUUUACAUUUAAUAAUCACAGCUCAUAUAUUUUACACAUUGUUUAUGAAAAAGACCCAUUUUUUAACACUUCAAAAUA